This is a messenger RNA of Paramecium primaurelia, 1413 nucleotides long. Lineage: Eukaryota; Ciliophora; Oligohymenophorea; Peniculida; Parameciidae. The record is from the annotation of a GenBank genome assembly.
AUGAAAUAUCCAUAUGAAUUCUAACAAUAAGAUGUACCUUUAUUAGAAAUGGCAUUGGCUAUUCUAAUGUUGGGUAGUUUUAUGAAUGAUCUACUUUUGAUUUUGAUUUAUAAUGUUUAGAUAGAUUUGACUGAGAAAUCUUAGAUGAUUUUUUCAACAGCAUUCAUAAUCCUAUUUAUGAUUAAAUGCCAAAAAAUGAGACUUACUAUAUAUCUAUUGAUACCAGCUUAUAUCACUUUGAUAAUAUCAAAAUAUUCAUCUCAUUAAUCAUACAUAAUGGUAUUUAUAUGCUUAAUGUUUUAAAUUGGCUAUAUAUUUUUAGUAAUGGUAAUGCCAUAAUAUAAAUAUCCUAAACCAAGUGGGAAAUAUUUAAUAGGAUUUAAGGAAAUAAAAUUAAAGAAUGGAGAUAUGGUUUCUAUAUAUUAUCCAACUCUUUAGAAAUCUAAAAUUAGAUCCAUAAAUUCUUGUAGAAAUAGAGAUUAUAUCAAAUAAGUUUACAAUGAUUUUUAACAUGUAAUGCAUUGGAGACCUCCUAUUAUGUUUAUUUAUUGGAUGUUAGGAUUCUUAAAUAAAGUGAAAGUAGAAGAUAUUGAAGUUGAUUCACCUAUUAUUGAAGGUAAAUUACCAACAAUUGUCUUUUCAAAUGGAUUAGGAGGUUUGAAAGAUCAUUAUUCUGUAUUUUAUAAGGAAUGGGCAAGCAAUGGAUAUCAAGUAUAUUCUAUAUAACAAGAAGAAGUAACAAUAAUUUUAAAUGAAAAAGAGAUUCAUCAAUAUAAAACUGGAGAAGCUACUUUAGAGAAUUAAUUAGGAUAAUAGAUUUUAAAUAAAGUAAAAAUGAUUAGACAUUAAUAAUUAAAUGACAGAGUUAUUAAAUAUCAAUCAUUAUUGGAUUAUGUAUAUUAAUAAUAGAAUGUUGAUUUAAAUAAGAUAAUUGGUGCAGGUCAUUCCUUUGGAGCUGCAACAGUUCAUCGUACAGCAUAAAUAGAUAAAAGAAUAACUGCAGGUAUUAUAUUAUUUGAUCCAUGGUUUUUACCAUUCUCAGAAGAUACUUUAAAUAUUAAAUUAUCAGUGCCUUUAUUGAGUGUUAAUAGUGAGACAUUUAGAUUACGAAAAGAGAAUGAAACUCCACAAAGAUACAGUAUUGUUUUUAAUGCACAAUCAAAAAAAUUAGUGAUUAUGAUCAAAGGGUCAUAACAUUUAUGCACAACUGAUUUAGUUUAUAAGAUGCCCUUUGAAUUAAAGAUGUUUACCAAAUUAAACAAUCUUAAUAAAAUUUUAUAAAUCACUAUUGCCCAUUUAAGAUUAUCUUAAUAUUUUAUAGAAUCCUUGUCACCUCAGAAGACUUUAACUAAAUUUGAAGAAUUUAGUAAAGAAUCUUUCAGAUAACCAAUACAUGAGAUUGAAUAUAAAUGA